This is a messenger RNA of Leptomonas pyrrhocoris, 3478 nucleotides long. Its product is annotated as TATE DNA Transposon. Bases 401 to 3478 code for a protein of 1025 amino acids. The record is from RefSeq and is a predicted model, not a curated record. The transcript has a single exon. Lineage: Eukaryota; Euglenozoa; Kinetoplastea; Trypanosomatida; Trypanosomatidae.
GUGCCGCCUCCAGCACUGUUGUGAAGAAACGAGUGAAAGCAAGUCGUGGCAUAGAAAUUACAACGAUUCCAUAUAUUUGUAUUUUACUUAUAUUUUCAACCCAUUUUUCUUUUAUAUACAUAUAUUUCUAUUUCUGCGCGUGGACCGCUGUUGUCACAACAGCGCAUUCGUCCAAAUCACCCCCAAAGCAACUCACUUCUCUCUGCUUGUUUUGGGGUUUUCUUCUGUGUGUGUGUGUGCGCGCGAUUUUGUUGUGUGAUACUGAGUUGGAAAACGAAGUCAAAUGAUGUAGGUAGAAAAGGAUGGCAAGUCAGCUCUGCAUUUGGUAAAGCGAAGGUGUUUUGAGCAUUGGAAUCGGCACUGACGCUUUGGUCAUGUAUUACUCCGUUUGUUAGAUGGAAUGUGGCAAAACACCAUAUCUGUGUUCUUUACUCGCUCCCUCGUCUCCUCUUCUGAUUCGUUUCUUACGGCUAGCUCAGCCAGUAGAGGUGGCCGGACGGCACAACGCGACAGAGAUUUUUCCUUUAAACGACAGGGGCGGGCUGCUACCUGGGGGUCCGGCCUGCCCGAGAACGUGGUAUAUCCACCCAGGGAAGCCCCCGCACAUCAGCCAAAUGGCCUGGUCCGCCGUAUCAGAAGGUACGCGGGCAGUACACCGGCGGUGGCUGUACGAGCUGCGCGCACUACCGGCCGACCUACUGAGCAGGCGCAAUUUGGCUGCGGCAGUGGUAGAGUUUGUACGCCGCAUCGCGGUGACAAGACAAUGGAAAUGGUCGACCACCGCGAAGGCCCUGGCGUCCGUCAGUGGUGCGCUGCAACAACUGCCCCUCUACACCAAUCAACGCGAACCGAUACAUCUCAACCGCUACCCGGAAUGGCAGAAGACAGUGGCCGCCGCGCAGCGUUUCGACCGGGAGAGUGUCGCGGCUCCGCCGUCCCCUAUCACUCAGGAACAAAAGGACGCGGCGCAACGGAACUCACUACGGCAGCGCGAUCAGGAAGCUUCUCUGUUCCUCGAAAUGAUGUGGGCAUUUGCGGCUCGCGCGGGCGAUUUACGGACUCUGCAGUGCAGGGAUGUACGCUUCACGGGGGAGGAACCGCCACCAUUUGUGGACGGAGGUGUGACAAUAUGGCCAGAUCGGUAUGGCGUAGUCCUGACAAUGAGACGCGGCAAAGGGGCACGGUUCCGAGGGCCGUAUUCUGUUCCGUCAACCCUGCCGCGCGAAUCGGCGCUGAUUCUCGCGCACCUCCUCCGCAGCCGGCGACCUACGCAGCACCUGUUUGCUCGACCGACCGAAAUCACCGACACCAUCCGCACGGCCCUGCGCCGCGAGAACCCUUUGGCAGCACUACCGUCAGUACGCAAGGGCGCGCUACGCUGCAUGGCGGCGAACGGAAUGGCAGAGCACGAACUGAUGAUCAUGUCAGGUCACCGACGCGCCGACACACUCCACAGGUACCUGGGCUAUGGCCACCAACUCACGACGGAGGCCGCAACCGCGCAGGCCAACGCCAGCGCGGCCCUUUACGAACUGAACAGUUCGGCCUAACCGCACCUACAACGCAAGACUUAGCUGUCGACCCCACGGAGGUAUAUCGAGAGAUUCAGCGCCUCAAGGGCGCCCACAACGCACCGCCGUUACCUCCACCAGGACAAUGGCCGCUACACCUCAAGAAGACAACUCCGCUGAACUGGAACGCAGUUUGCGACAUGACAACUACCAAGCCAGAAACACGGGCUUUCCUCGGACGAGUGGGGAUGUUUUUCACGCCUGAGCACUUCACCGGCUUUAGGACAUCGAGGACAAUUAAGAAAUGCCACUUGCCGAUGGCAGAUAUCGACCGAGCAGUGGAGAUGGGGAAGAUGGAACUGUGCCCCGCAGCCGACAACAUCGAGGGUAAGCACCUCCCAGAAGGAGUACACGGCGUUAACGUUUUCGCAGUACCGGAAAUGAAGGGCAGGAGACGACUCAUCACCGAACCGCACCUAAACGCGUGCCUCCAGACGAGCGACAUGCCGAAAGUCCAGUACCCAACGCGCCUAGAGCGAAGGCAGAGUUUGCGGAACAAGCGGUACAUGCUUCAAGUGGAUUUCGAAGCGUACUAUGACGCCACCCCGCUCCCUGGUGAGUUGCGAAACUUCUUUGUCUUUCGCGCCCGCAACGGCGCCUACUUCCGUCUCUGCACACUGCCUACAGAAGCACGGUGGAGUGUCGCAGUGGGUCAGGGUAUUACGUCAACAAUAGUCGACGUCGAUACACCAGUAACGAUCAUGACUAUGAUUGACAAUAUCUUGAUUGCAGCGGACGAAGGACAGGAAGAGGACUUUUUGUCGGCUGUCCGCAGGAUUAUGGCGCGUAUACGCGGCGCCAACCUUCUCACAUCGCCCGAUCGCGAAUCCUUGGCAACCAUGGACGACGCGUCAUUGUUGUCGUUGGCUAAGGAACCGAACACCUUUCUCGGGGAAGAGUAUAGGUGGAACGGUAGCGAGCGCUUAGUGCGCAACUCGGCGAAGAGUGUGGCGAAGUUGAUCGUCGCGUUACGAAAGCCCGCCUUCACAAUUCGGUCCUUUGCGUCGGUGGUGUCGCUCAUGUUUUACAUGUUGCACACCACACUGAUCAACCCUGCACGUGCAUUCAGCCUGGCACGGGCCUACCGAGGGGCGGCCCGCCUGGUUAGCCGAGGGUUCGAUUGGGACGACCCACUCCCUUUCCUCCAUCCACAAAUCCACGCCGCCCUGCACGAGCUUGGAGCCCGCUUGGUGCACAACCCGUGGCAACCCAUCGCCAGGGAACGCUCCGCCACGUACUCGGAAGACAACUACGACGUGGUGUGCUUCACGGACGCCUCCUUAGGCGGGUGGGGCGCGUACGCCCACAAACACCUGCGCAACACGUCAAGGGAGGCAGGCUCCGUCGGGCCACUCGAUGGCGCUGAGAGCAUCACCGCAUAUCAGCAGAUGUGGGUGAAUGAGCUCGAGCAGACCCGGUUGCCACGGGCACGUGCACCCCUUCGGGGCCGCGACUCCGCGGAAACUGACGACCGACCGUACUUCAUGGCCAAGCACUCGGCGCACGCUGAACCGCGCGCAGCCGAGUUGAUGCUGCGGCAACUCGUCGAGGAGGGUUUACCGGACGGUGCGAAGAUAGCGCUGGUAACGGACCAUUUUCCCAUCGUACACGCCCAAAAGCAACUCAACGGUUUCGGAGGGAUAGGCCGAGGGCUGUCUCUGAACAAACUGUACGAGUACGCCUAUGACGUGUUCUACGAACGAGGGAUCAGCGUUGUCUUUUUCUACAUCGCCGGACCAAUGAACCCCGCGGAUACGUUGUCGAGGAACUUUGGGGAUUUCGAGCCGAGGCAGCGUGGGAGCCUGGCUCGCACGGUCGUAAACGAUGUGGCCUUGCCUUUGCUCUGCAACACGUUCUCUCCGCUCUGUGAAGGAAAGGCAGAAGUGCAGGACGGAUGGGCACCGUAA